Arachis stenosperma is the source of this 774-nucleotide messenger RNA. RefSeq lists its product as uncharacterized. Lineage: Eukaryota; Viridiplantae; Streptophyta; Magnoliopsida; Fabales; Fabaceae. The coding region runs from base 1 to 774 and encodes 257 amino acids. The record is from RefSeq and is a predicted model, not a curated record. The transcript has 2 exons. Gene Ontology annotation, cellular component: endoplasmic reticulum.
AUGAACCCUUCCAUUGAAUUCACUGUGUGUGACCUGACGAAAAAUUCUGACGUGGCAAAGGUCUCUGAAGUCCCCACUCGUCUCCGGUGCCUUACUACAACAAUCCUCUUAUUCCUUCUCUCCGCCGUCGGGAUCUCAACUUCACUCGCCGAAAACAGCUACGUAAUCACAUUCCAGUCACCCAACCUCUUCCCCAAAGGCCUCGCUUGGGAUUCCAGCGGACAGCACUUUCUGGUCAGCUCCCUAUGCCACCGCACAAUCUCCACCGUCUCUGAUGCCGGCGUAGUGGAAAUUCUAAUCUCCGAUCCUUCUCUCCCAGAAAAUGUCACUGUUUUAGGGCUUGCUGUCGAUUCAUGCAACAACCGUGUCCUCGGCGUACUCAACGUGCUCAAACCUCUCCAUCCCUUCAACGCCCUCACUGCCUACGACCUCCGCUCCGGCCAACGCCUGUUCUUUUCCCUCCUCUCCCCCGCCAGCAACGGCGAAUCCGAUGGCUCCGACGAAGCAAUCGCAAACGACGUCACGGUGGACUUCAAGGGAAACGCUUACAUCACUAACUCUGCAGAAAACUUCAUCUGGAAAGUCAACGACAAAGAAGAAGCUUUGAUCUUAUCUAACUCCCGUAGGUUCACAGAACACCGCGUGGACCGUGAAGCAUGGUAUAGUUUCUGCGGCCUCAAUGGCAUCGCUUACGUCAACAACGAUUACUUAUUGGUGGUGCAAUCGAAUAUGGGAAAGAUGUUCAAGGUGGAUGCUGAAGACGGCACCGCAUAA